Messenger RNA from Morone saxatilis (striped sea-bass), 957 nucleotides. RefSeq lists its product as uncharacterized. The record is from RefSeq and is a predicted model, not a curated record. NCBI's taxonomy places the organism in Eukaryota, Metazoa, Chordata, Actinopteri, Moronidae. Bases 41 to 829 code for a protein of 262 amino acids. The transcript has 8 exons.
GCCUCCAGUUCUGGGUCAGAAAAAUUCAAAUUCAGUGGCCAUGGCUUUAAAGGGAGCACUUAUUUGGCUUUGCUCACUUGCAGUCUUGUACUCCGCAGAUGAAACUUUGAUUCAGAAUGGCAGCUCACAUAAUCUCAAGGUGGUAGAGUGUGGUGAAAACGUGUCAUGGAGUGCAAAGCAGACAGAAGCACUUCUGCUCUCUCUGAGGAAUCUGACAGAUUCUCUGCAUGAACACCAACUGAAAGGUCAGAGACAUGCGUGUUUGUUUCGAAAUGAAACUUUACCUCACAAUGGCAGCUCGCAAACUGAUCUCCAGGUGGCGGCAGAGUGUGGUGAAAACCUGCAAUUGAGUGCAGAGCAGACAGCUGUACUAUUGCUCUCUUUGAGGAAUCUGACUGAUUAUCUGCACAAACACCAGCUGAAAGAAUGUCAAGGUGCUGAGCCAAAGGAAUGCCCUGAACCCGAAGUUCCCCAAAAUGGAGGGUUGGCAUGUGUCACGGUUGCCAAGAAGCGCUACUGUAAACCUCUGUGCAACAAUGGUUACGAUUUUGGUUUUAUAAGGAGGAGUCGUUUGUAUGAUGAAUGCAGUAAUCAUACAGGAAAUAAAUGGAAAAGCCAGUACAUAGGAGGGAACAAGCUGGCUGUGUGCAACGAAGCAUCUAUUCAAGUUUCAGGAGCAAAGACAGCGUAUUUUCCUGAAGAUCGAGACUGCCUAACAACCAAGAGCAGCAGCCAACUGUGGGGCACAAUCAUUGAGGUUUUUACCACUGAGCUGAAGAAUCAAGGCGUACAGGGAGAGCCACAGUAUGCCUGUCUUGUAUGUGGAUGAAUGCUGUGGUGAGAAAGUCCUUCUAAGUUUUACUGAGAAAUGAAGCUUGGCAAGUAGUUACUACUUAGUAAUAGUAGUAAACUGUAUGUUAAACUUGACUUCAAGUUUAAAGAAUAAAAGAGUUCCCU